GGUACAUCACUAACAAACGUCAAAAAAAAACAAUCGUUACUUUGUCUGUGGUACAAAACACCUGCGAAAAUAUUUUUGUCGUUGCUGUGUGUCGCAAAAAGGAAGAAAAAUAUUUAUUUGCAAUCAUGAACGUGCGCGAAGAAGACCGUCAAAAGAACAGCUGCCCAAGCCGCGGUCUCGGACUGGCGGCCGCGGCGAUAGGCGUCGGUGUUGGGGCCGCUUUGUACUACUUCUUCAGCAAGCGGCCAGAGAACCCUGAUGGUGAAGGUUCCACCACCAGCGGAUGGACGUGCGAGCAACCUCACGCCUUUAGCGAACAAAUGUCCGAACUCACCGAACACGAUGACUCAUACAUCACCAUAUCCGAGAACAGCACUAGCGAUACAAGCGUCCACGAUUCAAACACAGACUCCGAAGAUUCAGAGGAAGAAUGGGUACCUGACAGUUCAAAUGAAGAAUCAAGCGAGGCCAGCACAUUUGGUUCCAGUGCUGCAUCGUCAGAGUAUUCUAUUGACGAUUCCGUCACAGAAUUUGAUGCAUAUACUUCUCAAGAAUCUGUGGGAAAUUUUGAAAGCAGUCAAAACAGCGAUAUCUAUGAUACAACAGAUUAUUUGAGAAUGCCGCAGUUAUUCUCAGAUUCUGAUACUAUGGACUGGGACGUUACCACUUCGUCCAUUGAUGUGCCUGUGUUUGAAUUUCCACGGAGUCCUGUGUCUGGAUUUAAUAUAAUACAGGCUGCUAGAAAUUUGAUGAGCAAAGAGGAGGAAUCCCUUAGGCAGCAAGCUUUGUAUGAGGAGGCACAAAUUAGAAUGCUAAGGGAAGAGGCAUACCGCGAGCGCUCGUGGUCCCUCGAAGAGUGUUCCAUCUGUUUCGACAUAAUACUGAAGGAUCAGCAGGUGACGACCCUGCCGUGCACGCACCACUUCCACGCGGCGUGCAUCGCGCCCUGGCUGCAGGAGCAGCAGACGUGCCCCAACUGCCGGAAGGCUGCCGAAUGAUAAGGAACCAAAGACAUCAACAGGUGGAGGCUAGCCUACCCUGGAGGAAGCAGUCUUAGAGGACAUCUAGAAGAACCAACAAGAUCAGAUCAAUUUGAACUUUAUGCUGUGAAGAUACGGUUGAAACCAACGAAAAUAUAUUUUCCUAA
This is a messenger RNA of Ostrinia furnacalis (Asian corn borer), 1147 nucleotides long. Its product is annotated as E3 ubiquitin-protein ligase Praja-2. The record is from RefSeq and is a predicted model, not a curated record. Lineage: Eukaryota; Metazoa; Arthropoda; Insecta; Lepidoptera; Crambidae. Gene Ontology annotation, biological process: ubiquitin-dependent protein catabolic process. Gene Ontology annotation, cellular component: cytoplasm. The coding region runs from base 126 to 998 and encodes 290 amino acids. Gene Ontology annotation, molecular function: ubiquitin protein ligase activity. The transcript has 7 exons.